Molecule: messenger RNA, 3431 nt
Organism: Mauremys mutica (yellowpond turtle)
Lineage: Eukaryota; Metazoa; Chordata; Testudines; Geoemydidae
Gene: C1HXorf38
Product: chromosome 1 CXorf38 homolog
Exons: 8
Coding region: 854-1759 (301 amino acids)
Source: RefSeq, a predicted model, not a curated record
UUGUGCCAUCUUACCACACCACCCAGAUCAGCUCCUCCUUCAUCUAGCAAUGAGGAGGAUGAUGAUGAAGGGGAAAUCUACUCCUCCUAUUACUCCUCACCUAUACUCACAGCUACAAGACCAGGUCCACCAGAGCACCAUAAAUACCAGACCUGAAACUCAAGGAUGGAACAGACGCCCAUGGAUGCCGCCAUGUAUGCCAUUUUCACCACAGUAGCCUUACUGGGACCCAUGAGCAGCGUGCUGCCAACACUACCCUAAGCCUCCCAGUCGACUCAGGGAGAGGUCAAGGCAUUCUCCAUCACCCUCUGUACCUGGGCCCUCUGAACCUCUGGAAAAGGCAGUUGAGGAACUGCAGGAGACUUCAGAUUAGGAAGUCAUGCCAGAUGCCAAUUUUUCAUCAUCUCCGGAUGAAGCUAUCAUGCCCCCACCACCCAUGACAGCGGUUGACUUUAAACAGUUGCAGGAAAAGUUUGAGGAUUCCCUGGAGAUACUGUUGGAAGAAGUUGUGGGGGCCCAACAUAAGUUGUUGGACAUCCUCCAGACUUCAACCUCCUCCAAGAUUGCUUUCCCAAUAAACGAGGCUCUUGUAGACCCAACCAAGACCAUCUGGCAGAUCCCAGCAACAAUUCCGCCUGCCUGCAAAAGAGCAGAUACUGCAACAAGCUUCCUGGCUCCACCUCUCUGGUUUUCCAAAAGAGAAUGAUCUAAGGGGGAUGCCAUAUCCAAACAGAGGCUAUCUAAAUGGAUCUCCAGAUGCUUUCACCUUUGCUAUCACCAUCAACAGCUACAGCCCCCACCAGGGACCUGAGUGCACUCUGCCUUGAUAGCCUUCCUCAACAAUGUACCAAUUAUGAACAUCUUCAAAGCAGCAAUCUGGGCAUCAGACCAUAUGUUCACACAGCAUUAUGCCAUGGAGCAGCACUUGUUGUCAGAUUCUUUACUGUUUCAGUCCAGCUGUUCACUGUGCACAGAGUGGAAAAAGGAGAUUUUGAAUCAUCACACCAACAGGAAUGGAGAAGUUCACUGGGGAAACUGCAAACCUUGGCUUUGGCCUUCUAACUCAUGGGAACUUGCAAAGGCUUAUAUGCCUCGUGGGCAGAUGGAUAUUUCUGGACCAGACAAGUGUGAUGCAGCUGCUCUUCUAAACCUUUUCAACUUUUGUGAUCACUUCAGUGGUAUUGACCAGAAGAAAGUCAGAGAGGUGAUUAAGUGCCGCAAUGAGUUAAUGCAUUCUUCAGAAAUGAAAGUUUCUUCUUUAUGGUUGGAAGAGUUUGGAAAGAAGAUUCAGAAUUUAUUAAAGGAACUCCAGAAUGUUCCAGAAGUUAUGACAGCUAGUACAAGGAUAGAAAAGCUUCUGUCAUCGGAUUGGGCUGUUUAUAUACCAGGGGAAGAUGAUCAGCCAGAUGGAUUGGAAGGAGAAACAGAAGUUUGCAUGAGUGGGAGCCAAAUAAGUGAAAUAGAGAUGGAAUUAAUAAAGGAAAGACUUAAAGAGAUCUAUCUUCUGGUAGAAGAGCAGGAGAUGCUGUCUGAAGAGAACUUAAAUAGGAUACAGAUGACAAAGAACUUCUUAAAGGACAGUGGUGAUCUCCAAAUAAGUCUUCAGGCAGAUAUGCAGAGGCUGGAAGGCCUUGAAAAAGAGGGGUACAACCAAAGAAGAUCUAUGAAAGAGACCAUGAAAGAAUAUCCUGAUCAGGAGGAAGAUGAAGGUUGUUCGUUAAAGAAAAUGAAGUGUAUUCCCAAAGAGCAACUUUUGUGAAAAUGCCAGUGACUGUAUUUUGAAGAGAAGUUCCUGUAAGUGAUUGACAAGUAGUCUGUCUUUCACUGCAUGAGGGUAUGCCUAGCCUCUUCAGUGGCUUGGAAUACAAACUUAAAGGGUGAAUUGUCAUGAGAUGCCUUUCUAAAAUUUCAAAACUUCCUGUUGUGGUUUGAUGAUUUUGUUUCUUGGAAGAAUGUCAUGUACUCCGUCCCUCCCACCCCACCGCCUCCUUUUUCAAUUUCAAGAAUGUGGAGAAACAUAGCUAGAGCCAGGAAAUAAACUGUAGGCUUGAAGGACUUGAUCUUGCAAGGGUAUGGGAGACUGAGAGAAGGCAGUACUGAACCACUGGGGCUUUGUUGUUGUUGUUGAGCCAUUAAGGCAAUUAAGCUGAAUGGAUUGGAUGUUGGGCAGCAAAAAUACAGUCCCUAGCAUAUACCAUGAGGCCUCGAGCAGCUGGCUGUAAGAGAGAGUUUCAUUUGUUUCUGUGUCUGGGCCUCAUAACACCCUCUGUUCUCAGUUUAACAUUGGCUCCUCAGUCACUUUGGUGUAAAGCAGCAAUAUUUAAGGGUGGCAGCAAAACCAUCUUAAAAUAAUUAAAAUGACCACUGUACAACAGAUUUACACCGUUCCCUGACCAUGUCCUGUCUUUACUCACGGCAUGGCCAUUUUUCCCAUUCAUGAGCGCUCAUUGCAACAUGAGCAUGGAGGUUUGCUCACAUGAUUCAAAACUGCGUGCAUCUCUCAGUACCACGUGCAGACUGCUGCACCGUUCUUGAGAAAAUGCUCAUCACCAAUGCUUUAACUAUCCAUGUUUCUUUCAGUGGUGCUUUGCAUGGUCAAGUCCUAUGUAGUUGCUUAACCCUGAGAACAGUGGAUUCAGGAUUUCUGCUAAAUUUGCAGCUGUCAGAAUCCCGUAGUACCAAUUUUAAUGGAACAAAGUCCUGGCUUUUUGUGCCUUUUUUAUUUUUUUUUUUAAUUAUUAUUUGUAAAGAAUUUUUUGCAAGCACAAUAAAACAUUCAAAAAAAAUAAAUUUUUAGUUAUGCCAACAGAUGAUGCAUUUAGUACUGGCAGAGCAUAAUUUUGUUAGAUUAUUUGAGAUUAUUAAUUAAUAAUUUGAGAUUAUUAAUCCCAGUUUUUCCCACUAAGAACAAAAACAUUGCAAGUGAGGGACACUGUCAACUAAAAUAAUCAUACAUUUAUAAUAAAACAUUUAAAAUCAGUGACCUUUCAGAAUACUGAAACUGAUGUAAUUUAAAAAAAAACAGGCACUUAAACCUUUAUUUUUGCUUUUUUCAGUUUUAUUUCUUUUUUCUUUAACAUAAUGGAGAUCAGCAAGGUCAGUUUCAAUUUUGUGCAGUCAAUAUUACAGUAUUUCAGUUUCUUAGUGCUACAUUGUUGUUGUUGUUUGUUGUUUUCAGACACUAUUUUUACUUAAAUGUUCCCGGCAACUAUUUUCAUUAGACUUUUUAUUUUUUAAUGGAAACAUUUCUGUUAGUCUUUAGUUUUUUAUAAAACCUCAUUUUUACAAAAUGUGAAUGUUAAGGUACAUUUGCUUUCCAGUACCCUCUAAAAGGGUUGGCAGCAACAUAAAUGUAUUUAAUCUCUUGAGAUCUACCAUUUCUUUUUAAUAAAGACUUUGCAAUCAAUAAAAGGAACAAAAUUCAUAUAUUA